Messenger RNA from Setaria italica (foxtail millet), 1245 nucleotides. Its product is annotated as protein PYRICULARIA ORYZAE RESISTANCE 21. The record is from RefSeq and is a predicted model, not a curated record. Lineage: Eukaryota; Viridiplantae; Streptophyta; Magnoliopsida; Poales; Poaceae. Gene Ontology annotation, biological process: regulation of defense response to fungus. The transcript is spliced from 3 exons. The coding region runs from base 149 to 946 and encodes 265 amino acids.
ACUCAAUGCCAGCAUUGUUGCUUUUCAGCAGCCUACAGCAUAUCCAGCCAUAAGAAUACACAAGGCUCAGAUUUGCUCCGUUCUAUCCUUCCUCUUCCUUCCCCUGCAAACUCCUCUCUUGCCCAUUGGCAACACUGAGGUUUGAAAGAUGGCUAUCUUGGUUAUCUCGGUGGACCUGGAAUGCUGCCGCUGCAGAGCCAAGAUCACCAAGGUCCUGGACUGCCUCAAAGAGGAGUUCUGCAUCGAGAAGGUGGAGUUCGAGGAGAAGCUCAACAAGGUGAUUGUGCGCGGCAAGUUCAGCGGCGAGCAGCUCUCCAAGAAGAUCUGGUGCAAGGCCGGCAGGAUCAUCAAGGAGAUCAAAAUCGUCGAGGUCUGGCCGCCGCCGCCGCCCAAGCCGGACCCCCCUAAGGAAGAUCCAAAGCCAGAGCCACCCAAGGAAGAACCCAAGCCACCCAAGGAAGAACCCAAGCCGGACCCCCCUAAGGAAGAUCCCAAGCCCCCCAAGGAAGAUCCCAAGCCGCCCAAGGAAGAACCUAAGCCGCCGCCGCCGCCCAAACCAGAGGUGAAGUGGGUGCCAUACCCGUACCCUCUGCCGUACCCGUGGUCGCCGUCGCAGAGCUGGCCGUGCUCGUGCCCGCCGCAGCGGCCGUGCCAGUGCCCGCCGCCGCGGCCGCUGCCGUGGCCUCCUCUGCCGCCGCACUGCACGUGCUCCAAGAAUGACGACAAGCACGACAGGUGCAGCGCCUGUGGCGGCGAAAGGCCCGACCCGCCGGCAAAGCCGCCGUGCCAGUGCGGCGGGAGGCCGCCGUGGCCGCCGUGCAGCUGCGGUCCCAACAAACAGCCGUUCUGGUGGCCGCCGCCGCCUCCGCCGCCGCCGGGGGUCGUCUACCCGCCGCCGUGGUGCAAUAUCGUCACCGAGGACAACCCGGGAUGCUCCAUCAUGUGACAACUGCUGCAUGCUAAUGGCAUCAGCACUCUGCUCUAGCCGGGUUUCGAUUUCCUCUGCUAAUGGGCCUCGGAGAUCGCAAUAAUCCGACACUAGUCGGUGCCGUUCGUGUACACUCUGAAGCUUUUUGUGGUUGGUCCUUGCGUCGUGUUGCCAUUUGGGUUGUGCAGUGUGUGCGUUGUGCGUUCAACUUUAUUUACUUUCUUCAAAAAUAAAUACAUGUAACACCAAUGUAUUUAAUUAUUCGAUGUUAUGUUGGUAACUGUAUGAGUUGUUCAAUCUAGUCUUUUGUUUGCUUU